Entamoeba histolytica HM-1:IMSS is the source of this 1359-nucleotide messenger RNA. RefSeq lists its product as uncharacterized. Lineage: Eukaryota; Evosea; Mastigamoebida; Endamoebidae. The transcript has a single exon. The record is from RefSeq and is a predicted model, not a curated record. Bases 1 to 1359 code for a protein of 452 amino acids.
AUGGGUAAGAUUGAUGCAUAUUCUAUGAUGAUUGUUGGUAAAUAUCUCAUGACAAGUGAUGACUACAGAAGAGUUAUACUUGUCAAUUCUAAAUUUCGUGAUUUAUUAGAUAAAUAUAAAUAUAAUCCUCAUAGAGAUUUAAAGUUAUUUCAUAAUAUUGAAACUCAAGUUUUGUAUAGUAAAGUAGAUAAAAUCAAAGAAGGAAUGUAUAGGUAUAUUAUUGCAUAUGAUAUUAACUAUAAACAAUACCUUGAAUUUCCUGAACUUAUUAGAAAUAAAAUGGAAUUUCGUAAUUUAAAGCUAACUGAAAUGAAUGUGUUGGAAUACUCAACAUUAAUUAAUUAUAUAGGAACUCUGGGAACAAAACUAAAAACUAUUCAUGAUCAUAUCACACCUUUGUCAAUGAAAACUUAUAUUAUUCCUGAUAAAAUUAAUUCAAUAGAAAUAAAUACAUUCAAUUCAAGUGAGUUAUUAAGAAAAGUAGUAUUUCCAUCAUCUCUAACUUCUAUAGGAAAUUAUGCAUUCAAAAAAUGUCCACAAUUAACUACUGUUGAUUUACCAAAGAAUUUAUUAGUGAUUGGAAAUGAAGCAUUCAGUAAAAGUAUUCAAAAAAUAACUAUUCCAAAUAAAGUUAAACGGAUUGGAGCUAGAUGUUUUGAAGGAUGUUUAUUAACGAGUUUUGAGUUACCAAUAAGUGUUUAUGAACUUGGAAGAGGUUGUUUUGAAUAUAAUACGAGACUAACUGAAGUCAUUCUUUCUCCUUAUAUUCGUUCAAUCCCACCAAAUUGUUUUCUUGAGUGUAUUUCAUUACAAAACAUUGUUAUACCAGAAGGCAUUAAUUCAAUAGAAAAUAGAGCAUUCUUUCAUUGUGGAUUACAAUCUUUGAUACUUCCUUUUUCAAUAACUUCAAUUGCUUUUGAUGCUUUUGACUCUUCUUCAAUCACUAAGUUAGUACAAAGAAAUAAUAAGAGAAUUCAAUAUCCAGUAAGUCUAUUUGAAGCUAUUUUAUUCGAUAAUUCAUCAACACAAUGUAAUAACAUUCAUUAUACAAAACAAGAUAUUAACUUUAUAGAAAAUGACUUGUUUAAUAAAAUUUCAGUCAUCGAAGAACAAUCUUUUAUAAAUUCUGAUAUUAGCUCAAUAGAUUUACCUCCUUCAUUAAAAGAAAUUAAACAAUUUGCUUUUUAUAAUUGCUCAAAAUUAACCUCAGUCUCAAUUCCAACUUCUGUAACUUUAAUAGAGACUUAUGCAUUUGUAAAAGCCCCAAUACUACACCUUAAAAUUCCAUUUCAUUUAAAAGAAAGUUUGUCUGAGUUUGAUCCAUCAACUUGUGAAUUUGCUAAUAUUGUUUUUGAUUAA